This is a messenger RNA of Paecilomyces variotii, 9227 nucleotides long. Its product is annotated as ataxia telangiectasia mutated. NCBI's taxonomy places the organism in Eukaryota, Fungi, Ascomycota, Eurotiomycetes, Eurotiales, Thermoascaceae. The record is from RefSeq and is a predicted model, not a curated record. Gene Ontology annotation, molecular function: protein serine/threonine kinase activity; protein binding. The transcript has 9 exons. Bases 243 to 8948 code for a protein of 2901 amino acids. Gene Ontology annotation, biological process: DNA repair.
AAUGAUUCCCGCAACCCGGAACAGCUUCUGUUGCCCUGACCAGGGGAGCGCCCAAACCAACAAAGGAUGUCAAAGAAAACAGCUCUCUAUUAACUCUCGUAACCAUCGAUUCAGUGCACCACAUUGUCGUUUCUGUCAUACUCACCAUCGUAUGGCUGCAAGAUAAGAGCUGCAGGAUGCGCCGAUGAUCCAUGUACCACAGGUUGAGCUUGGUUGAAUAAUGCUCACCUGGGUUGUAUACAAUGGGGCAGAUCACUCUCGACGGAUCGCUUUUGCUACUGUCUUCUGACAAGCAGAAGGAGCGCACUGAUGGCUUGGGAGACCUUAAGCACAUUCUCCAGCAGAACAAGCAAAAUGCAAGACUAGAUGCCUUGAGCGACAAAGCCUGCCACAAGGUCUUCGAGGCCCUCUUCCGGUUUGUUUCGGUCGAAAAGCCUACUUAUAAUAGGUCCAAGAGCACGAAAGCAACAUCGUCCUCGCGACUGUCAGCAUGCGCGUCUGUUCUGCGGACAGCAGUGGAGGGGUCUCUGCGCAAUCUGCGAACGAAGUCAGUCCAUGCGGUUCUUCAUCAUAUAAUACAGACCAUACCUGUGCCCGGGGAGGGGCUUUGGGAGACUCUUGCCAGCGACUACAUAAAAUGUUUGCGGACUUUGCUACAAUAUCCUCCCCAUGUCGAACAUCUAGGGGACCGUGAAUGGCAAGAUGCCGUGGAUUUCUGUCUCCGGAGUCUUGCAGCGGUCGACAAUGAAGGCAAUGAACUAAGCAUCCGGAUGAGCCAUCGUUCAUCUUCGGAAGCCUGGGAAUCUAGCAGUACUCGGUUGACUCCUAUGAGGAGGACCUCUAGUCAGGCUCCUAGAUUGACCCAAUCUGAUGGCCAAGGCAACAGAGGCAUUAUCGAAGAACUUGUAAUUUGUAUCAAGCUGCUUACCUCCAGCUCAAACGCCCCUGUUCACUCUACUUCCGAGAAGAUUCUGAAUGGGCUGACAGAUUUCUUGAUCUCAUUCCCGCAAGCUGGCGGUGCUCACCAAGCUGCGUUUAGUACGAUCAAUACAAUUAUCGGCAAGGUUCUAUGUGACCAGUCCGAUAUUGUCCGCGAGUUCUUGCUUGACGUUAUUCCCGUAAUUCGGCGACUUUGGCACACAAAGCUCACGGGGCUGAAAGAUGAAAUGUUAAUGACUAUUAUGCGGUGCAUGGAUGUCCUGGUAUACAUGGCCCGGACAAUGCCUUCGGAGUCACUGGCAGCGUCAAUUGAAGGACUACUGGAUACAAUUCACUUGGACUAUCUCAGAAGGACGGAAAAGGAAGUCUUGCAAAUUGAUGACCUCGUUUUCUAUCCGGAUUGUUCUAUACGGCAAGACUCUCGAUGGUUCGGUCCACGUCUUGGUAGUUAUAAAUCAGAGCACAAUUGGACUGUUCUAUGGACCAUAGCGAGACUAUCGGCCUUGUCGGAUGAUAUGAACGCCCAGUUCACGCGACCGGUCGCAGAUGAAGUUCCAAGCAAGAGGCAGCGUUCUCUUUCGAAAACCGAAGAGAUUCUCCAAGAUUCUUUCUCAUCAACUGGCACUAGGAGAGCUUGCGCAUUACAGCUGAUACCUUUCAUGAUCGAAAGGCAUAUCGGCAACGCAUCGAAACUGGAAUUGCUCGAGCGUCUUCCUGUUAAUAUACUCGACGAUAAUGGCUUCUUGGCAUCAUGGACUCUGCUUGCAAUUUCGAGCGUUGGCAGUGAUAGUUAUACGAGGUCCCAUUUGAUUGGAUCUAAUUGGCGGCAGAUCUGGGAUCUAGCAUCACGAGCUUCCGUUGUCCAAGUAACCUCGCGCGCAGCCUGCCAUUUGAUGCGAAUAAUCCUUCACCAUCAGCUCUUACCGUAUCCUGAAGCUGUAGAGAGUACUCGAUUAAUGCUAUCAUCAGUGGAUUUGAAGGGCCCAUCAGUCCUCUGCGACACUUCCUUGGCUUUUUGGACACUAGUUUCGAAGAUGUGUGCGACUGUCAGUCCGGGCCUUGGACUCGAGGCUUCGAAACAGAUUUGCGGAUGGCUCCGCGGAACCUGGUCAGUAGGGACCGCCACAGAUAGAACCACAAUUUCCCAGGUAGCAACAUUUGCACGCCCUUUCGAUCUAUUGAACCUUCUGCUUGCCUGCACUAAUAGAUCAAUAUCGUUUUCGAGCGUGGAAUUUCGCGGCGUGGCAGGUUCAUUCGGUAGAAAUUGGUUCAAUUGCCAUCGCAACCGGAGCUUGCAUGAAUUUCUCUUCUCAAUAGGGGAAGAUCAGUCUUCAAACCCAGUGUGGUCUGCAGAAGAGACGGUCAUUCGGCUGGAGGCAGCAACACGGCAAGAUCCAGCAGAUCUCGUAAUGAUUGAACUGCUGCAAGCAAAGAUUGACGCCUUUGCCCAGGCCUGGAGAGAACUAUCUGGUGAUAAAUCAUUUUACAUCGCAGUUGACCUCGUGCAGAUAUUUGUUUCCUUGUGCGCAGUGGCGGUUCUCUUCACUGAGUGUCUCCCAGGGUCACACGGUUCCCAAUUGCAGGAUCUACAGAAGAGUACCCGUAGUCUGUGGGAAGAUGUAUGCUUAUUCUUGGCAUCUCGUGAGGUCGAUUAUCUUCAAGCAGGUUUGGAGGUGUUAUAUCCGUUGGUCUCCUCAGCUCCACAAUUGAAUGAUUCCAAGGACGUUGUCUCAAGUGCUCUUUAUGCCCUUGUGCCGCCGAUAGUUGAGGUCCUUGAACGAAGUAGACAAUCGCAGCCGACAGACUCUUUAGCUCUUGAUCCCGAAUCAAUGGACCUUGAUGAUCCGUUCUCAGACCGCAUGGGUCAAGAAGCAGCCGAUGAUUCUAUUACUGCGUUGAACCGAGAAGCUGUGCCGACACUACCAGAUAAUACCACAUUCCGACGUUUCAUGACAAUCCGGCUUUCGAUAUUCCAGAAAGGAGAUGGCACGAUCUCACCAAAUCCAACAUUAACCGCGCCACUGGUUGAAUACUUGACUUCGUUGGAUGAAACUGACAUCCUAUCUACGCAAGACCUAUUGCCCAAAGUCUUUCUUGCUUGUAUCCCCAUGGGGAGGGCUGUUGUGCUUGAGAUUCUUGAAUAUUUUGGGGAAAGAUGUCUACAAUCAUAUGCUCUCGAGCGGUGCGAGAGCGCUCUUUAUCUUUGUAUCCGUAUGAUGGGCAGUUUCGUGGACGUCUGGACAAAAGAAGAAGAGGAUGACCUCCAUGAUUCUGCGUCGGACAUAUACAUAUGGUUUACAGAUGUUCUAUUAGCGAGGAGGAAGGCUUCCCCAAGGGUUCUCAUUGCCCUUGCUGAACUCUUUCAGAGUGUUCUCGCCUCUAAUCCUGGCUACGAAAGGAAUGACUCGGGACCGUCACCGCGAACCAGCCUUUUCAAUAUUCUUCGCGAAGGCGAUAUAUCGGUUAAAUUCUUCCUGGCGAGGCUAGUUCCGAGUAUUUUCAGCAGGUACCUCCUCACGGAUCAUGACGCGAUAUUCGAUGAUGUGCUUGAUAGCCUCCCGCGGGACCCAGAUUGGACUGAAGGAAUAGCAGUUCGACUAUAUGCACUGGCUCAGUUGGCAUCACGGUGGCACACGUUGCUUCGCAGGAGCAUCUACCACAUGUUUGAAGCACCCGGCCAAGUGCCACAGUCGGCUCCUUAUGCUGAGAAAUGCUUGAAGAAUGUCUCCGACGCGCUCGGUCUGAAGGACGCAAAGGGGAUAUUCCGACUAUUUGCCUCUCAGAUCAUAUAUACGUGGACCGAGUCGCAGUCGAUAAGCUCAAUGCCUUUCACAAUCUUCGGAUACAGUAGUCUGAAAGACAUGCUACUGGACGUCCAAGACGAAGUAGUGGGUCAGAUCAUGAUGCGAGCAAACGAUCAAGAAGCGAGCGAAGCUUCUGUCUUACUGGGUGUUCCAUUCACGGAUCUCCUUUCGGAGUCAUUCCACAAAGCCGAAGCAUAUACAAUUGCUCGUGAUAUCAGCAUACCACCUUCUCAGAAUAGCCAACCAAAUGGCGUUGAGAAGCGUAUAAAAAGUACUCUUGGAACAGAUCAGUUCAUAACCCUGGUUGAAGGUCGUUUCCCGCAGAUCGUCGCAACACUUUUUAGGUCUCUUGACAAGGAAGAACAGAUUGAGAAGGCAUUUACUAAACGUGCACACUUCCACUACGCACUGGAAACCCUGAAGCGUAUUAUGGACAAAGGCGCCUCCGCUGCUAUUCUUCCUGCUAACCCGCAACCUUCAUUCAGAGCCCGCUACCUUCUCGAUGAGCUGGAAUUUCUUUGUAGGCGAAGUGGCUAUGACCUCGAAAAAAUGUGGACUCCAGCUCUAGCUUCUUUCGUCUGUCGAACGCUUCUAGAGUCAAUGCAUCCCUCUCUAGGCUCCCUUUAUGCAUGUUCAGUCAUUCGCAAAAUCCGAAUUCUGGUGUGUAUAGCAGGACCCGUUAUGCUUCAAGAUUAUCCAUUGGAACUCUGUCUCCAUGCGCUUUGCCCACUUCUCACGGACUCACAAUGCUGCGAAGAUGCGCUGGGUGUCUUCUGGUAUUUGCUGGAAGCAGGUCAGGCAUACCUCUCCGAGAAUCCUGGAUUUACUGCCGGCAUAGCAAUUUUGACACUUUCUUCAUUGAGCAACUUUCUAGACUCCAGCGCAGAAAGCACCAGCCAGGAGAGCCAAUAUAGAGCGACUUCAUCCAAAGCGGUUGAAUUUCGCAACUGGUUGGGUAGCUUUCUGAAGAACUACAAGGCAUCAAGUAUGGAUGAAGGGACCGAAGAGUCUUUCCAGCGCAUGGUUAGAUCAUCACAAGGGCUGCGCGUGUCCGGAAAUCCUACGAAAGGUACCCACGAAAGUGAUUUGCUGUUCGAACUACUGCAAGAUAGAGCCUCUGGGCGAAAUCUCCUGAGCAGACCGAUAUCUGAUUUGGUCAUAUCGCUCGUUGGCGCACGAUUCCAGAAGUCUCCAGAUUCCCGCAGUGAUAUUCUCGGUGAAGAUGAUGUUGCUGCCGCUAAUGCAGUAGCUGUCUGGGAAACCGUUAGAAGUGGUAAUCCUGGAAGCCAAUACCGGCUAUGGGCUGCUAGAGUCAUUGGAAGAGCAUACGCUUCGACGGGAAAAAUCAGUGAUGCUCUCCUGAGGGAACAAGAUCCUGAUUUAUUCAAAGAUCGGUUCCGUGGACUAGGAUCGGAUCCCUAUUCUUCAUCCAAGAUUGCCAUACUUCAAAUGCUUUGUGAGGCUUUGCCUAAGGGCGGUGCUUUUGAGGGUGGUCUGAUCGAGCGCACAUUGCAAGUUAUUAUCAGCAAGCUCUCUGCUUAUCCCGAACUGGAGCAUUGUGGCCAUGCUGUACCAAGUUCUUUGAUGAAAAGUCUCAUUUGGGACCCUUACCAGUGCCCUGCUAUAUCACUCUCCAGCUCUGAAAUAGAGUCUCUCGAAGGCAGGAUAGAUUGGGACAACAGACUCUCUGUUUCUCAUUGGGCUCGCAAUAUUGCUCUAUCCCUCGCAACAGCAGCCGCAGAUGAUCCCGUCAUUGGCCCUCUUGGAAAGGUCCUGUACUGGAUCCCAGAGCUAUCGGUGAGAUUAUUGCCUUACAUACUUCACGACGUCCUGCUUUCGGAAGUCGACGGUGAUCAGGUUUCUAGGCGGGCGGUCUCCGAAGUCUUCCGACGGUGUUUACGCGAUAUUGAUGAACGGAGCGUGCCGCACGCUCGGCUGGUGAUCAAUACGAUACUUUACCUGAGAAACCAACCAAAGCCUCACGAGUCAACAAUUGUGGACCGUGAUGAAUGGCUUGAUAUCGACUACUGUGAGACUUCCUUAGCUGCUACUCGAUGCCGAAUGUAUAAGACUUCGUUACUCUUUGCCGAAAUCCAGGCUUCGCGUUCUAUGAAGACCUCUCGAAGAUCUUCCGCCGUUAGACAGAGCCUCCCUAUCGAUCUACUGCACGACAUAUUCCGAAAUAUUGAUGAUCCAGAUUCUUUUUAUGGCAUCCAACAAGAGGCGUCUUUGAGAUCGGUGAUGGAAAAGCUUGAUUAUGAAAGUGCAGGAAUUAAGAACCUUCUCUUCCAGAGCGCUCAGUACGACAGUGAUGUGCAGAUGUCGGGAGAGGCAAGCGCAUUUUCCGUCAUUAAAGCGCUCAAUUCCACUAAUCUGCAAGGGCUCGCGAGCGCAAUGCUCUCAUCUCCUGCUGCUUUGAAGCGAACGUCAGCUCCGUUCGAAAGUAUGCUUUCAACAGCGAUGAGUCUGCAACAAUGGGACAUUCCCGUUCCAUCUUCCAAGACUUCUCCAACUGGUGUGCUUUUCAAGACGUUCCAAGGUCUGAGUACUUCAGAAAGCAGCACCGACAUACCAAAACUUCUCGAUGAAUCUUUCGUAAUUCUGCUGGAUCAUCUCGGUGAGAGUAAUCAAUCUGUAACAUCGCUACGCAGCGUGAUGAAGGCUCUUGGUAUAUUGACAGAGGUUGACGAGGUGCUGUGCUCAUCAUCUUCCGCGCAGAUCGAAGACGAAUGGGAGAAGAUAACAUCACGAGAGAAAUGGUUCAAAUGGGAGAGUUUCCACGACAUCGAUCAAAUUCUACACUGCCGUGAGGCACUUUUCUCGUUAAUGAGCCACAAGGAUCAUCUCAGAUCAUCACUCAAUUUAAGUUUGGAAUGCACCAAUCUCCUUCAGGCCAAGGUGAUUAAAGAAUCUCUUAGCAUCGCCAGAGAUCAUCAGAUCCCCCAAGCGUCUUUGAGAUAUGCUAUUUCUCUAUCGAAACUCGCUCAGGUCUGCGACGAUCUCGGUGUCAACAUCGAUGGAUCAGCCAAAUUUGACCUUGCUAAUGUCCUCUGGGACCAAGGUGAAAUGACGACAUCUAUCCAAAUGCUGCAACAAGUGAACGACCAGAACGAUCUACACAAACAAGCCAUCCCAGUUAGCCGUGCUCUACUACUUUCCAGUCUGGGUCAUCACGUCGCCGAGGCUCGCUUAGAAAAGCCCGAAGCCAUUAUUCAGGAAUACUUGGUUCCUGCAGUAAAGGAAUUGAAAUCUAAUUUGGUAGGGGAAGAGCCCGGUCGUGUUUUCCAUGUGUUCGCCGCCUUCUGUGAUCAGCAGCUGCAGAAUCCAGACGGUCUGGAGGACUUCAAACGUGUAGAGCAACUCCGGGACCGUAAAGAGAAGGAAGUCAUUGCCCUCGAAAAAAUGAUGAAAACUGCAGAAGGAAGAGAAAGAGAAACGCUGAAGAUGCACAGGACGAAGGCCAAGCAAUGGUUCGAACUCGACGACCGCGAUUACCAACGGUUAAAGAAAGGUCGAGAAGCGUUCUUACAGCAGUGUCUCGAGAACUACCUACUUUGCCUUAAAGCAAGUGACACUCACAACAAUGACGCUCUACGUUUCUGUGCACUCUGGCUGGACAAUUCGGACAGCCAGAUCGCGAACACUGCUGUUUCCAAGUAUAUCUCUCAGGUCCCGAGUCGGAAGUUUGCCCCAUUGAUGAAUCAGCUAUCUUCUCGGUUGCUUGACGUGCCGAACGAAUUCCAAACGACACUAUUUGCUCUUCUAUUUCGCAUAUGUGUCGAGCAUCCGUACCAUGGUAUGUAUCAGAUAUUUGCUAGCAGCAAGUCUAAAGCCGGCAAGGACGAGACGUCCGUGGCUCGCCAUCAGGCUGCAGGGAAGCUUGUGGAUAAAUUGAAGAAUGAUCGACAUGCUGGCUCGACUUGGGUCGCUAUCCACAACACGAAUAUCAGUUACGUCAGGUUUGCUAUUGAUAGGCCCGAUGAGAAAAUUAAGACCGGGGCCAAAGUGCCGCUCAAGAAGCUUGCUACUGGUCAACGUCUAGAGCAAGAUGCAACGAACCUGAAGUUACCGCCGCCUACAAUGCGGAUUGAGCUUCGAGUCGAUUGCAAUUAUAAGGAUGUCCCUAAGGUCGUCCGCUUUCAUCCCGAAUUUACUGUCGCUUCGGGAGUCAGUGCCCCUAAGAUCGUAACGGCUAUUGCUAGCGAUGGUCAGCGGUAUAAGCAACUGGUGAAAGGAGGAAAUGACGAUCUUCGCCAAGAUGCUAUCAUGGAGCAAGUAUUCGAACAAGUCAGCAACCUUCUGAAGGACCAUAGGGCCACACAGCAGCGCGGCCUAGGUAUCAGGACAUACAAAGUCCUUCCACUCACUUCCAAUGCGGGAAUCAUCGAAUUCGUACCGAACACAAUUCCAUUGCAUGACUACCUGAUGCCUGCGCACCAGAGGUACUUCCCGAAGGACAUGAAGCCCAAUGCUUGCCGCAAGCAUAUCAGCGAUGUACAGACUAGGUCAUUCGAGCAGCGUGUCAGGACGUUCCGCCAGGUCACAGACCACUUCCACCCCGUAAUGCGGUUCUUCUUCAUGGAAAAGUUCAACAACCCCGAUGACUGGUUUUGCAGACGUCUAGCGUAUACUAGGAGCACCGCUGCAAUCUCCAUUCUGGGUUACGUUCUCGGUCUUGGAGACAGGCAUGGCCACAAUAUUCUCCUCGAUGAGAAGACAGGAGAGGUAGUGCACAUUGAUCUUGGAGUAGCCUUUGAGCAGGGUCGUGUGCUUCCCGUCCCUGAAGUUGUUCCUUUCCGCUUGACUCGGGACCUAGUUGACGGAAUGGGAAUCACGAAGACAGAGGGCGUCUUCCGUCGAUGUUGUGAAUUCACUCUUGAGGCCUUGCGGGAAGAAUCGUACAGCAUCAUGACGAUUCUUGAUGUCCUUCGCUAUGAUCCUUUAUACAGCUGGACUGUAUCACCUCUGCGGAUGAAACGGAUGCAAGAGACCCAGGAAGCUGGUGGCGGUGCGCCUCAACUGCCUAUCGCAGCUGGAAAGGGCACAGGCAAUGAACCAAGUGAGGCGGACCGAGCCUUGACAAUUGUUGAAAAGAAACUGAGCAAGACUCUGAGCGUGACUGCGACGGUGAACGAGUUAAUCCAGCAAGCCACCGACGAAAGAAAUCUCGCUGUUUUGUAUUGUGGGUGGGCUGCCUAUGCAUGAAUGAUUUUGUUUCGCCGCCUCGAGGAGGGAGUUUAGCGAAGUGAGUCUUUCAUGACGACCUUAAAAGGAUAUAUAUUCUGUCUCCAAAAAGAUGCCAGUAUACUGUUGCUUUUGUGGCCUGCCACUGCAUAGUUACAAAUGGGGCGUCCUGGAAAACAACCCUCACAGGGAAUUCUGCACAUAAUAAGGUACCUAGGUAUUUAAUGUUUAACGUUUGGCCUAGCAAUAAGAAAAUGGAACGAUUCCAGUAGUCAGAUAGUAUGUAUAGAGGAUUACCGA